AGGAACUGGAACUGGUGGAGGAUGUAUGGCGAGGGGAGGCCCAGGACCUUCUUACCCAAAUAGCUCAGCUGCAGGAGGAAAACAAACAGCUGAUGUCUAACCUAUCUCAUAAAGACCUUAACCUCACAGAAGAGGAGUUCCAGAAACAUGAAGGGAUGUCUGAGAGAGAGCGACAAGUGAUGAAGAAGCUGAAGGAAGUGGUAGAUAAACAGAGGGAUGAGAUCAGAGCAAAGGACCGGGAACUUGGGCUUAAGAAUGAGGACGUGGAGGCACUGCAACAACAGCAGAACAGGCUAAUGAAAAUUAAUCAUGACCUUAGGCACAGAAUAACGGUUGUUGAGGCUCAAGGGAAAGCACUGAUUGAGCAGAAGGUGGAGUUGGAAGCCUACCUACAAACCAAGGAACAAGAGAUGGGCGUUUUGCGGGCAGAGCUUGGGAAACUGAAGGAGAAGCUCCAUGGUGAGAGCAGCCAAAAUGGAGAAGAGAUCCAGAUAGAACCAAACAAUGAUGAAUCUCUCUCUGAAUCGGAGAAGAUGGCUCUGGAUUUAAAAGAUCCAAAUCGUCCGAGAUUUACUUUGCAAGAGUUACGGGAUGUCUUGCACGAGAGGAAUGAACUCAAGUCAAAAGUGUUCUUGCUGCAAGAGGAGCUCUUGUAUUAUAAAAGUGAGGAAAUGGAAGAAGAAACCAGAACCCCCCAGCCUACACCCAUCAUUCACUCAAAACCCUCAACUCAGCCAGAAUCAGGAAUCAAACGACUGUUUAGCUUCUUCUCUCGUGAUAAAAAACGCAUGCAGACGAUGCAGAAAAAUGUUCGCUUCCAGGAUUCUUUUGGCGAAUGGGCGAAUUCCAACAAAGAUGACUCCUACACCGAACAAGGGCAGGAGGCCCUGCAGCACCUGUGACUAGAGCCCUGAGGCACUGAGCUUGCAACAGUAGAUCUAGACAUUUUAGUAAGGAGAAGCUUCUGUAACCAAAUCUGGCAGCUCAACAUUUUUAUUUGCCUUGCACACCUCGAUGGUUGUGUUUCAGAUGUACUCUUCAAAAGGGAUCCCUCAGUGUUUACUUGGUGACUGCUCUCUGAAAACAGAAUCCAGGCUCUGUAGUAAUCGUUAUUUAUACCCAGGGGCAUCAAAGCUUUUAGAUGACUGGUUUUGUGCUGAAUAACAAGUCUACGGUCUGGCUCUUGCAUUUAACGACAGUAACACAAGCUUCUUUAAACCAAAAAGACCUAUGCUAUUAUUAGAGGUUUAUUUGCAUUGUACGAUAUCUAUUGGUGAAGACUUUGAAGACUUUAUUACCAUUUUUGUUAACACGCGUGGGAAGGAAGGGGUGUUUUGAUAUUUCCUUAGGUUUGUUUAAUGACGGUUGCAGAGAGAGAGACCAUGAACUGUCACUUUCCAAGGCAGGUCUGAUCAGCACUGCAUCCUGUCUAGACCUUAGCAGGUGUCUGCAUCUUGCAGAGACACCACCUGAAAUUCCCAUGGCCACAAGUAUAGAACAUAGAGCUGUCUUGAAAAGGACAGUGACUAUGUUUCACUUCAUUUAUAGUGCCUAAAGCACAAAAAUACUGAUGUACAAGGUGAGUGUGCCUUGCAUUUUGCUAUGAGUUAUGCAGUAUUAACAGAAAAUGAAUUGCUCAUACUGAGGAAUUCUACUGCUUUGUAUUUUUUUUUCUUUUCCCUUCUUACCAGACUCUUCUCUGCCAGGCCCCUCUUAUUACCAGAUUGCUGCUGUAUGUGAAGUGGCUCUUAUUUCUACAAAAGGCUUUAAAAAAGCCAUAGGCAACACUAAUUGAACUUUUGCUCCCAACUUGAAGACUGUUUAGUAGAAAAGGGUGUUUUUUAAGCUCGCUGACAUGAACAGCUUUUUUCUAUGGUAGAGAGAGUGCCAAAUCCAACUCUUCCCCCUUCCAGACUUAGCUAAAAUUUUGCACAGAGCGAAUAGAGCCUCUCAUUUCAUUGCAAGCUACACAACACUAUUUUGGUAAGCCUCUGUGUGGGCAUACCGUCAUAGAGAACAGCUUGCAGGACUGGAGCUGAACUUGAUCAUGACAAUCCUGCAGCUGAAGGCAGUUGAUGUGGGGUAAUGUCAGAUUUAGAUCCACAGUUUCUGCUGCAAGCCUAACUGCAAUCUAACUGUAUGUGAAUGAAUGAUGCUAUGGCUACAAGAACAUUGACAGCAGAGUCCUAUGGAAGAACUGCAGCCAGAACCAUUACUCGCACCACCAUGGACAUGUCUGUCUGCCUGUCUCUCUCUCUCCCCCACUUCUGGAGAAGAAAAUCUUUGCCAUACUCUUCUCCUUGCAUGAGAGGCCUUGUCCAUUCUACUUAAGUAAUUUGGGGGUGGGGAAGUGUGGACGCAUGCCCAAACUGACUAUUCCUUACCAAAAAGGACGUUAAACCUUGCUUGGCUUCAGCUAUACAAUUAAAGAACUGUACUAGAACAUAAUCCUGCGGGAGAAAUAUCUACAGUGUUAGCAGUUGCCUACACUGAAAGGAAGGGAAAAGAAGUUACUUUAAAGUCCUAAGCUCUAGCAGAGAUGGGCUAGGAGCCAUUGUUAGCAUUUAGACACUAUGGUAAAUAGACCUGCUCUCAUGUUUUGCUAAAUUGCAGUAGCAAAAGUGGUAGGCACUGCUCUGUUCAUCUUACAACACCCAAUGUUACUGGACCUGAACCAGUAGGGAAGCAUGUAGACAGGGCUCAGAAUGUAGCAAGCUGUAGGGAAGCACUGUCCCCUCGGGUUCUCGGAGUCCACAGGAUCAUUUAGUACCACUGUUUGUGGAGUAAAAAACAUUUCUGGGAAUGUAAGCCAGGGAGUCCAUAUGCAGCCUCUCUCUAAAUAGAGCUGCAUUGGAAAACUCUGUUGCUACAGGAGUUAAAUGUUGUCCUGUUUGGUACCAUAAGUGGACUAGCCAGGAACAGAGCAGAGCUUAACAUGCUUUAGGUAGGAGCUGUGUCUUUCCCCAUUAUAGGAUCAGCACAUAGGAGGAGGAAAAAGGGAUAAAAUUAACUAAUAUAGACUCCUGCUAUGAUUGAUUCUUUUGAGUGCAUAUAGCUCCUUAGCUGAAACCAAUCCUAAAUCACAAUCCACUCUUAACAGGCUUGAACAUGGCUGAUGACGAGGCACCUCCCCAACCAUGCCUUGCUUGUGGGGAAUCUAAGUACCCAGCUCAUUCAGAAACCCUCAGACUAGUUCUGGUCCAGUAAAGGGACAGGUGUUUUAAACUUCAGCCUCUAAAUCAUGUUGAAGUUCCUUUUAAGGCAGGGGAAAGGCGAUGGUUCUCUUGCUCAAAAUGUUUCUAUAUUUGAGAUGGUGAUAAUGUCUAAAACUAGCACUUUGUGAAGGCAGUGCUACAGAAACAAAACCGGAUUUAGGAACACUGACAGAUCCAAACCUCACACUUAGGUGGUAGAAAUAUUGCUCCUUAUUUAAAACCUGGAUGAAGCAAGCAGCUGUAUUUGCAUGUAGGCCCUUACCCUAAACUUGGAAAAUGUUAACGUAAUGCUUUCCACAAUUUCCAAAAUAUUAAAAAAAAAAA
Molecule: messenger RNA, 3539 nt
Organism: Alligator sinensis (Chinese alligator)
Lineage: Eukaryota; Metazoa; Chordata; Crocodylia; Alligatoridae
Gene: RILPL1
Product: Rab interacting lysosomal protein like 1
Exons: 6
Coding region: 93-902 (269 amino acids)
Biological process (GO): cilium assembly
Cellular component (GO): ciliary basal body; cytoplasm
Molecular function (GO): protein dimerization activity
Source: RefSeq, a predicted model, not a curated record